AUGAAUGCUAAAUUUUUGGAAGCAAUCGAUUUGCUACGAGAUAAUAAUGUGACACAAUUUGAAAAGCUAAUAAAACAGUUUCCGCAAUUGCUUGAGAUACGACGUCGUGGACGUUCUCUGCUUACCUAUGCAUUACUUUACGAUCGUUUACGAGCUUUACAAAUUAUCUCAAAACGAUCCAAGUCAUCAUUUGACGGUGAAGAAUGUUCCGAAAGCGUUUUACAUUGGAUUGCAAAAUUUGACGCACGUAAAUGUUGCAAAUAUUUGCUUAGUUUACCACGGCAAUAUUCCGAAAUACCAUGGAUUGUGAUAAAAAAUAAUCGGCAAAUUACACCCAUUCAUCUUGCUGCACAUUAUGGUCAUGUGAAAAUUUUAAAAAUGUUACUUCAAUCUACCGUAUUGGAUAGUGAAAAUUUUUAUCAAAUGGUAAAUGAUAACGUCGGUCGAUCACCGCUGCAUUAUGCUGCAUGCACUGCAAGAUUGGAGUGCUGUGAGGUACUGCUUGAUGAAAAACUUGGAUUGCCGGUUGAUCAGAAGGAUCGAAAUGGACAUACACCAUUAAUGUGUGCUGCUGCUAGCUGUCAUCCGGAUGCACCAGAAGUAGUACGUUUAUUGGGAAGCCGAAAGAUAAGUUCAGUAACAGCUCGUGAUAAUGUUGGUCGUACGGCAAUGCAUUUAGCGGUAAUUGCGCAAAAUACGACUGUUGUUGACAUUUUGCUCAACGAAUUGCAAUGUCCUUCAGAGACAUUUGAUAAUGAUGCUCGUACACCGUUACAUUAUGCAGCAAAACGUGGUUUCGAUGAAGUGGUGAAGAAAUUGUUAGCAGCAAAAGCACGUAAUGCUACACGUGAUUGUUACGGUAUUUCACCGGCACAUUACGCUGUACUGAAUGGUCAUCGUAAUGUUGUUGAUCAAUUAAUGAUAUCUGCUGGACGAAUGGAGCAAUAUGAUAGUGAUGGACGAUCAUGUUUUAUGUGGUCAGUAAUUGCUGACCAAGAAUUAUUAGUGCAACAUUUUUUGGAAUAUUAUCAACCAAAUCGUAAUCAUAAAGAUAAAUAUGGUUAUACAGCGCUUCAUCAUGCGGCGCAUAUUGGAAGCUUACGUUUGAUAAAAUUAUUAGUAAAAGAAGGAUGGAAUAUUCAUGAAGUAGAUGAAACUGGUGCAACAGCUCUUCAUCUUGCUGCAGCCAAAGGUUUUACCAAUGUAGCUCGUUUAUUAGUUAUGGUUGGUGCUAAUUGUGAACAUAUCGAUCAACAAGGAAGAACUCCGAUAUUUUAUGCAUGCUUGGGAGGACAAGCGCAUACAUUAAGCGUUAUGGUGACAGAAUUAAAUUGCAAAAUAAUGCAUACGGAUAAGCUUGGACGAACUGCGCUGCAUUGUGCUGCAUUUGGUGGUUAUAUUGCAUGCAUUGAAGUACUUAUCAUGAAAGCUGAUUGUCUCAUUCAUAAGGAAGAUUUAGAUCAAUUUACGCCAAUUCAUAUAGCUUGUGAAAGAGGUAAAUAUGAUUGUGUGAAAUAUUUACUGAAAUGUGGAGCAGCUGUAAAUGCAUUUGCACGGAUCGACGAUUGUACACCGUUAAGUUGUGCACAGGCCAAUGGUCAUCAGCAGGUAUGA
Molecule: messenger RNA, 1614 nt
Organism: Brugia pahangi
Lineage: Eukaryota; Metazoa; Nematoda; Chromadorea; Rhabditida; Onchocercidae
Source: the annotation of a GenBank genome assembly